AGCACCCUCUCCUACUUCUCAUUGGUUGUUGCCCCACCCAUCCUGGUUACUGAGUGGCCCUUUUGCGCAGAUUGCCGGCGCGUCCAUUGGUCUGAUCGGGUCCAUCGUCGUGACGUGAUAUAGGAGGGUCCGGCGCUGAUGGGCUGAGAGAAUGGAGGGAGAUUUGCUGCUGGCCCUCCAGUUACAGGCCGCCUGGGAGGCCGAGGAUGCCGGCGUCGCUGAGGUGGGCCGAGCGCGUCCAGCUGAGCCCCACGGCUCGCUUUCUGUGGUGGACGGGUCGUGGGAAUUGAUCGACCCGAACCCGGACCUGCGCGGCCUCUUUCUGCAGUUCAACGACAUGUUCUUCUGGGGCCGGCUGGCCGGGGUGGAGGUGCGCUGGAGCCCGAGGAUGACGCUAUGUGCAGGUUUAUGCUGCUACGAGGGGCGAGGGGGACUGUGUUCAAUACGCAUCAGUGAACCUCUGUUGAAACUGCGAGCCAGGCGUGACUUGGUUGAAACACUGUUACACGAAAUGAUCCACGCCUUGCUGUUCGUUACAAACAAUGACAAAGAUCAUGAUUCUCACGGGCCUGAAUUCUGCAAACACAUGAACAGGAUCAACAAGAUGUCUGGAGCCAAGAUCACUAUUUAUCACAACUUCCACGACGAGGUUGAUGCAUACCGGCAGCACUGGUGGCGUUGUGACGGGCCCUGCCAAAACAGGCGGCCCUACUACGGUUACGUGAAACGGGCAAUGAACAGAGCGCCAUCGGCUCGAGACCCCUGGUGGGCUGAGCAUCAGCUGAUGUGUGGUGGGACAUUCACUAAAGUUAAGGAGCCAGAGAAUUACAAGGCAAAGAAAGGGAAGGCAGGCCAUCUCUCAGGACCCCCUAAGGAUAAAGGUAAAUCUGUGGGUGUCGAUAUAUCUACUGUCAUCCCGUUCAGUGGUAAAGGUCACAUCCUCAAAGGCAGCAGUCCUAACUCAGCCAUUCAACAUGUGUCCCCAGGGAAUAUUCCUGCGGGAUUGCUCACUCAGUCAUCCCAUGGUGCUCUGUGGGGUUCUGAACCUCCUUUGCGGUCCCGGACUGCUGAAGCUGCUGUGAAGGCCUCAAGUUCAUCUAACUCUCUGCUGUCAGAUUUGGGGUCUCCUGGAAGCCCACCAAGAAGUCCAGGAGACCACCCAAGCUCAAGACUUGCUAAAAAGUCUGUUUCCAACAGCAAGGCUUUUGUCAGCAUCGAUGGAUCACCUGUUCGGAUCAAUGGUGCCAUGCUAAUGAACUCUGUGAAUAAAGUGCCAAAAGGUUGCCCGAAAAGGCUCAUCUCUGACUUGGACAGAUCUCCUCUCCAAAGGGACAGGGGAGAUGAGAAGAAGGCAAGGCCUGAUCCACCCUUUCCCAGAGGGACCAUUUUGCAUGCCUUUGGUAAAUUGACUACAGUCAGACAGGGAGGUCAAUCCACUGGGGCAAGCACUUCCAGUGAGGCGGACUCUGAGAAUCUGCAGAGCCCGAAAGGUGCUGCCGUGUUACCACUGCAAGCCGGUGCUAAGGCUGGUAACAGUGGUGGGGAUGAUAGCAAUAUGCCUGUUAACUGCCCAGUCUGUCAAUCUGCUGUCCUGGCUUCUGAAAUUAACCAACACUUGGAUCUGUGCCUUCAGUGACAGAGUUUAUUAUGAAAAUGUAAAUUGUAAAUUCACUUCAGAAUUGUCAGGGUCGGUAAGAAUCAAGAGGGAGGGAGUUAAUUUGGGAGUGGUUUAUUUUGCCCACAGAUAUCCUGUGUUUUAACUUAAUCCCUGCUGUUUGUCUCUGUGAGACCUUUUAAAGUGAGAACGUAUAUUUGGAACAUUUAUUGAAAGAUGAUACUUUUUACAGUUCUUUGGCAUUUAAUUGUAUUAAUGUUAACUGAUACUUCUGUAAUUCUGACAGCCAAUUAAAAUGGUAAAUAUUUUUCAAUGCAAUUUCUGUAAAACUGUUUUUGGAUCUGUUAUUUGAAUAAUUUUUUUUCCCUAAUAAAGAUGACAGUGACCUAUUUUCCAUUGUGUUUGUACU
This is a messenger RNA of Mobula hypostoma (lesser devil ray), 2024 nucleotides long. It is a transcript of the gene sprtn, whose product is annotated as SprT-like N-terminal domain. Lineage: Eukaryota; Metazoa; Chordata; Chondrichthyes; Myliobatiformes; Myliobatidae. Gene Ontology annotation, cellular component: nucleus. Gene Ontology annotation, biological process: DNA repair. The transcript has 5 exons. The record is from RefSeq and is a predicted model, not a curated record. Bases 152 to 1636 code for a protein of 494 amino acids. Gene Ontology annotation, molecular function: metalloendopeptidase activity; single-stranded DNA binding; polyubiquitin modification-dependent protein binding.